AUGCUACUCUGCCUCACCCUGCUUUUCCUGAUGGGGCUGUCUGCAUGUACUGUGGCAGGUGACCAGGAGCUGGCUCUUGGUGCUGAAACAGGGGCCUGGGUAACCGUGUCUCUGGAGGAAGGCGUCAUCCCCAGCAUUCAGCUCCAGCUUCAGGAGGUGAAGAGGGGCAAAGCAAGCCAGUUCUUUGGGCUGAUGGGGAAGCAGGUAGGAGGAAUACCUCCUAUCCAGCCAGAGAGAAUGGGGUAUCAGCGAGGAAAAAUGGUCUGGGACCUCCUGGGCAGGGGAGGCCCAUCUACAGAGGGCAGAGAGGAUGAGGACCACGGGUCGGAGUGACAGCCCCCACCGCAUGCUCCCCCAAGGAUGAAGCCUCCUUUCUCCCCACCUGGACGUUACAGCUGACCAGCUGGCCACACCAGCUCUCCUCUCCAUGUGUCUCCUGUGCUCAACAUUGGCGCGUUCCACCAGGCCCUCACUGAACUCACUGGGGUUCCUCCCAGGCCCCUCAGUCUCAAGCAGUGGUCAUGCCUAA
Manis javanica (Malayan pangolin) is the source of this 529-nucleotide messenger RNA. The record is from RefSeq and is a predicted model, not a curated record. Lineage: Eukaryota; Metazoa; Chordata; Mammalia; Pholidota; Manidae.